UUGACAUUCAGCAACGAUAUGUUUACGUAGACAUCAGCAGAACUAAACAGUUUACAUUUUUGAACAAUUCAUAGAUGUCCACAAUUUAAUUGGUAGCAUCGAAUUAUAAUGCACACUUCGCUGUUAUUAUUUCACGUCUAGAAAAUGGGUUUCAUCGAGGACACUGUAAUAAUUCUGGUUUCGCAAGUAUGUUUCUUCAUUGGGGGAUGGAUUUUCUUCGUGCGACAGUUGUUCCGGAACUACGAAAUUCGGCAUGUCUUCGUGCAGCUGGUGUUUUCCACCACAUUUGCGCUUUCGUUGACUAUGUUUGAGUUGAUUAUUUUCGAGAUAAUUGGAUUUCUUGACUCGAGCUCGAGGUACUUCCACUGGAGGCUUGAAUUGACCCUGUUGCUGUUUAUGGUGAUAGCGCUGAUUCCGUAUCACAUAGUGUACUCAUGCAUAAGCAACAUUCGGAUAGUGCCCCAGAAAUGGGUUCAACCGCUAACGACCGUAUUCUGGUUUUGCUAUCUGUAUAUAUUUUGGAGGAUCGGCGAUCCUUUUCCUUUGCUAAAUGUAAGCAAAGGUAUCUUUACGAUUGAGCAAGCUGUGUCUAGGAUCGGUGUGAUGGGAGUGACCGUUAUGGCUGUCCUGUCCGGUUUUGGUGCUGUGAAUUAUCCUUACACUAGCAUGUCUUAUUUCAUAAGGCCUGUUUCACAGAGCGAUGUGAGUAAUAUCGAGCGUCGGUUGAUGCAAACGAUGGAUAUGAUACUGGUUAAGAAGAAGCGUAUCGCAUUAGACAGAAAAAGAAACAAAACGAACCCCAAACCGGGGAUUUGGGGAAUGAUUAGCAGUGUGACGAAUAGGCCGCCUGGCGCAGAAAAUAUUGGACAGCUGAGGUUGGAAAUAUCAGCCCUGGAAGAACUAUCCAGGCAGCUUUUCCUCGAGGCACAUUCGCUCAAAAAUAUGCAAGAGCGCGAACGAUGGGCAGCUACGCUGCAGGGAAAAUAUUUCAAUGUGCUGGGACACUUCUUCAGCUUAUAUUGUCUAUGGAAGAUAUUCAUCUGUACCAUCAAUAUCAUAUUCGAUAGAGUUGGUAAGAAAGAUCCGGUUACAAGAGGAAUUGAGAUCGCUGUGCACUGGUGCGGAUUUGAUAUGGACAUAGCAUUCUGGAGUCAACAUGUGUCAUUCAUGCUGGUCGGAUGUAUCGUUGUAACCUCUAUCCGGGGAUUGCUUCUAACACUCACUAAGUUCUUCUACAAAAUAUCCUCAAGCAAAUCGUCCAACAUAAUCGUUCUCGUGCUAGCUCAAAUAAUGGGAAUGUAUUUCUGUUCAUCUGUCUUGCUAAUGCGAAUGAAUAUGCCUGCCGAGUAUCGAGUCAUCAUUACCGAAGUGCUGGGAGGGCUGCACUUUAAUUUCUACCACCGCUGGUUCGAUGUAAUCUUUCUAGUAAGCGCUCUAACGACAAUAAUGAUUCUCUAUUUGCUGCACAAACCACCCAAUGUUGAUACGAGUAUGUAGGCUUCAACAAAUAUAGAGCUCUUAACAAAUCAGACAAGCGCACUGAUCAAGUCAGCGAUUCUUCUAUUCCCGAGUGCAGAUUUUGGAAACAUGCUUUUCCAAAAAUUCCCAUCGGAAGCGAAUUCCACUGAACAUAUGAUCUCAGUUAAGAUUGUACUUCGAAGCAGAAGAUGUACAGAUUAAAUGAAAAAAAACUACAUAGAAGAAGCGGAAUCGAGGCGAAAACUGCUGCCAACUGGAUGUAAAUAAUUUCUCUAGAGUAAGAAAAAGUCUAUCGUCUAGCCAUGUAAACACAAAUCAAUAUAUACAAUGAGCCACAGAA
Messenger RNA from Toxorhynchites rutilus septentrionalis, 1819 nucleotides. RefSeq names its product Golgi pH regulator (gene GPHR). Gene Ontology annotation, molecular function: voltage-gated monoatomic anion channel activity. Gene Ontology annotation, biological process: intracellular pH reduction. The coding region runs from base 145 to 1497 and encodes 450 amino acids. Lineage: Eukaryota; Metazoa; Arthropoda; Insecta; Diptera; Culicidae. The transcript is spliced from 6 exons. Gene Ontology annotation, cellular component: Golgi cisterna membrane. The record is from RefSeq and is a predicted model, not a curated record.